Molecule: messenger RNA, 1314 nt
Organism: Lichtheimia ornata
Lineage: Eukaryota; Fungi; Mucoromycota; Mucoromycetes; Mucorales; Lichtheimiaceae
Exons: 6
Coding region: 1-1314 (437 amino acids)
Biological process (GO): monoatomic cation transport; transmembrane transport
Cellular component (GO): membrane
Molecular function (GO): monoatomic cation transmembrane transporter activity
Source: RefSeq, a predicted model, not a curated record
AUGGUCUCACCUCGCGUUGAGGACGAUGAACGCUCAUUACGAAAGACACGAUCCCUGCAUUCGUUGGCGUCGGCAGCAAUGCCACCACCUGUACACUUUAAAUCGCUCAAAGUAUCAGAGGAACAAUUACGGUGUAUCAAGAAAAAGUCUGUACGCAAGUUUUACGAGCAUCAAAAUGAUAUGAUCAAUCGCUUUAUGGAAGUGGAUCGCGUGGUCAGUGAAUUGAAGCAAGGUAUCCAUGGACACAACGAUUAUGCAAAUGCCCUGUCACCUGUACCACCGCCGCCAAUCAUGAUUGAUGAGGAACAUGCUCUUCCCACUGGUGGCAUGGAUGAAACAACACGGCUACUUGAUGAUGGACGUGGUGCAUCACAACAACAGCAACAACAGGAAAAGGGGACAUCACGACCAUGGUUGAUUCAUCUCGCCAUCAACGUAUCAUUCAUUGCCAAUGUGGCUCUCUUUAUUGCAAAAUUCCUUUUGGCUUUAUACUCGGGCUCUAUGGCAAUCCUCGCUUCAGCGUUUGAAUCAUUCCUCGACCUACUCAGCAAUGGGAUUAUCUUCAUUACCGUAAGGAUGAUGCGAAAUCAGGAUUGGUACAGGUACCCAGUUGGAAAGGCUCGUAUGGAACCACUUGGGAUCAUCAUAUUUUCAGUCGUCAUCACCACCUCGUUUUCUCAAGUGCUCAUUACAUCCGUUGAACGUUUGACAGCUGGCGAAAUCGAGACCAUUGAUUUAGAUCCCCUCAGUGUGGCUAUUCUCGUAUCCAACAUACUGGUGAAAGGUGUACUUUGGCUCUGGUGUCGAUCAAUCAAAGGAAGCUCAAGCGUUCAAGCUCUUGCUCAGGAUCAUGAGAAUGACGUUGUAUUCAAUAUUGCAAGCACUGUAUUUCCUGUAGCAGCUGUGUGGGCGAAACAACCAUGGCUUGAUCCAGUGGGUGCCAUUUUAUUGUCGCUGUACAUCAUUUAUGAAUGGAUGGUGCUACUUGUAGAUAAUAUUAGGCGGAUGACAGGGCAUGCUGCUAGCGUCGAUGACCUCAAGCAACUCACGUACAUGGCUUAUCGCUUUUCCAGCAAAGUUCAAGCAGUCGAUACAGUACGUGCAUACUAUGUUGGGGAUCGGCUUUUGGUGGAAGUGGAUAUUGUGUUACCACCAGACUAUCCUUUGAGAGAAGCACACGAUAUUGGCGAGGCAUUACAGGAUGCAUUGGAGUUGAUGGAUAAUGUGGAGCGAGCAUUUGUGCACCUUGAUUACAACCAAGUCCAUGCCAUUGAACACAGAAAAAAGCCGCCACUCUCAAUAGGCAACGUAUAA